AUGAAUCUGAACGACUUGGACAUUCACUUCGAGAUAUUCAAGACUGUUCUUGGUUUUAUUGCAAAGCUAACAGUCCAAAAAGGACAAGCAAUUGUCCAUCGAUAUACUUACCGCUCAACAUCAGACCCACGCAAUGUCAUUGUCGUUGGUGGCUCUUUUGCAGGAGCGCUUCUUGCGCAACGACUUGCUCACACAUUGCCAUCGGGUUAUCGUGUGAUUCUUGUCGAGAUGAACUCUCACUUUAAUUACGCCUUUGCUUUCCCUCGCAAUUCUGUGUUUUCAGGAAGAGAGCAUCAUACGUUCAUCCCGUAUGAUAAUCUUACUAAAGGCGCCCCCGAAGGCAUCUUUCAACAGUAUUGUGAUGAAGUUACGGAUGUAACAGAGUCGCAUGUUACCACAGCAGGUGGUACUUCAUUACCUUAUGAGUACCUCAUCGUUGCCACGGGCGCUGCACAGCCACCACCAGCUCGACUAGUUGCGAGGAACAAGCGAGACGGAAUUGAAGAAUUCAGAGGCUAUCAACAGCGCAUCGCCAAGGCUGAUAGAAUCGUAGUUAUUGGUGGAGGAGCUGUUGGAAUAGAACUAGUCACGGAGAUCAGAGAGAAGUACCCCGGCAAAGAGGUGACGCUCAUUCACUCACGACAACAACUCCUGCCUCGGUUUGGACCUAAGCUCCAUGAACGCGUUAUAGAAACUCUCAAAGACCAGAAUAUUGAGGUUUUGCUGGGCGAAAGACCGUCUUACCCAAGUAACGCUGGACAAAUUGUCCAAGAGACAAGUCUUACUCUUGCCGAUGGAAAAGAAAGGACCUGGGACUUGGUAAUUCCUUGCACCGGACUCCGUCCACGAUCCGAACUGUUGGCACAAUACUCUCCUAAAAGUAUCGCUGCCAAUGGCGAGAUCAUGGUAGGACCAACUCUUCAAGUUGAGAAUCUACCCUCACCCAGAAAGAACAUCUUUGCUCUGGGCGACGUGGCUCAGUCUGGCGGUCCUAAGCAAGCUCGUGCUGGUAUUAUGCAAAGUGAGAUCGUGGUCAACAACCUACUACGACUCAUCAAAGGUCAACCAGCUGAGGCGAAAUAUGUCCCUCAUUUCUUUGAAAACACUUUGAAGUUGACAUUAGGAAAGCGAUUAUCUGUGUUGUGGGCUCAGAAGGGAGACUACGAAUGGAUGAAAGAGUCCACGGCUGAGGAUGAAGAUGUAAAUGUCAAGCAGACAAGAAGACAACUGAAUGCAAAAGCGGAAGAAUGA
Molecule: messenger RNA, 1251 nt
Organism: Fusarium venenatum
Lineage: Eukaryota; Fungi; Ascomycota; Sordariomycetes; Hypocreales; Nectriaceae
Cellular component (GO): cytoplasm
Molecular function (GO): electron-transferring-flavoprotein dehydrogenase activity; flavin adenine dinucleotide binding
Source: RefSeq, a predicted model, not a curated record